Ornithorhynchus anatinus (platypus) is the source of this 1059-nucleotide messenger RNA. It is a transcript of the gene NIP7, whose product is annotated as nucleolar pre-rRNA processing protein NIP7. Gene Ontology annotation, molecular function: RNA binding. The record is from RefSeq and is a predicted model, not a curated record. Lineage: Eukaryota; Metazoa; Chordata; Mammalia; Monotremata; Ornithorhynchidae. Bases 45 to 758 code for a protein of 237 amino acids. Gene Ontology annotation, biological process: ribosomal large subunit biogenesis; ribosome assembly. The transcript is spliced from 8 exons. Gene Ontology annotation, cellular component: preribosome, large subunit precursor; nucleus; nucleolus.
CGGCGACUUCCGCUUCCGGCGGCGGUUGCCAGGCGUCGGGCAGCAUGAGGCCCCUCACGGAGGAGGAGACCCGGACCAUGUUCCAAAAGCUCGCCAAAUACAUCGGGGAGAACAUUCAGCUCCUCGUGGACCGACCCGACGGCACCUACUGCUUCCGCCUGCACAACGAGCGCGUCUACUAUGUCAGUGAGAAAAUUCUGAAAUUGGCCACCAACAUCUCCGGGGAUAAGCUGGUGUCGCUGGGGACCUGCUUUGGGAAGUUCACCAAGACCCAGAAGUUCCGGCUGCACAUCACAGCGCUGGAUUACCUCGCUCCCUACGCGAAGUAUAAGGUGUGGGUGAAACCUGGUGCAGAACAGUCCUUUCUCUAUGGGAACCACAUACUGAAGUCUGGCCUGGGUCGCAUCACAGAGAACACUGCUCAGUACCAGGGACUGGUGGUGUAUUCCAUGGCAGAUGUCCCUCUGGGUUUUGGAGUGGCAGCCAAGUCUACCCAGGAAUGCCGGAAAGUGGAUCCUCUGGCAAUCGUGGUGUUUCACCAAGCCGACAUUGGGGAUGGCGAUUCCAGGGAUUGGAAGAACACUUCUGGAGCUCUCACGUUCUCUCCGGGCAGAGGAACUUCCACCACCUCAGGAGCUGCAGAGGUAGGAGAUAGUAUCAUUUCAGGUCAAACCAGAUGGGAGAGGACAUUUCAGCAAGAAAGUUAUCCAGUCCAAACUGUCCUUUUGGCAGGAGGAGCCCUGAAACCCACCUCGUAACUGAAGAAGAAGUAUCCGGUUCGAAGGGCAAACUGCCAGAAGCAUUCUGUUCCACCCGGUGGGAUCAUGAUGGCAAAAUCACAGCGAUCGGCUCCUUGGAAGAGUGACGGGUCACGGAGGGGCUCUGACCCCUGACCCCUAGCAGAGGUCACUAGAUUCAGGGGCACCAACAAAGCCCCCAAGAGCCAAGAGAACAUGCUGUUGCCUUGGGAAUCCAGGUGCUCUGCCUUGGGCAAAGCAGAGACCAACCAGUUCAGCCGACUGUGGAGUAAUAAUUAACUACUCGUAACUUCUCCGCCAA